Amyelois transitella is the source of this 863-nucleotide messenger RNA. Its product is annotated as band 7 protein AGAP004871. NCBI's taxonomy places the organism in Eukaryota, Metazoa, Arthropoda, Insecta, Lepidoptera, Pyralidae. Bases 1 to 855 code for a protein of 284 amino acids. The record is from RefSeq and is a predicted model, not a curated record. Gene Ontology annotation, cellular component: plasma membrane. The transcript has 7 exons.
AUGAUUGAGAUGUCUAGUCGUCAAAAUUUAUACCCUACAAUAACUGCCACGAACGAUGACAUGGAUUCUGAAUCCAAAACAUGCGGGAAAAUUUUGGUGAUGCUUUCUUGGGUCCUGGUCGUCAUCACAAUGCCGUUUUCACUCUUCGUGUGUUUCAAGGUCGUUCAAGAAUAUGAGAGGGCUGUCAUAUUCAGACUCGGUAGAUUAUUGUCUGGUGGGGCGAAAGGACCAGGCAUAUUUUUCAUUCUGCCCUGCAUUGACACUUAUGCUAGGGUGGAUCUGCGCACACGCACAUACGACGUGCCGCCACAAGAGGUGCUCACCAAAGACUCUGUGACGGUCUCCGUGGACGCCGUAGUGUAUUAUCGCGUCCACAACGCGACUAUAUCCAUCGCCAACGUCGAAAACGCCCAUCAUUCCACCAGGCUCUUAGCCCAGACCACCCUCAGGAACACUAUGGGAACCAGACCUUUGCACGAAAUUCUCAGCGAGCGGGAGACUAUCUCUGGAAAUAUGCAACUCUCAUUGGACGAAGCUACCGAAGCUUGGGGUAUCAAGGUGGAGAGGGUUGAAAUAAAAGACGUGCGUCUCCCCGUACAAUUGCAGCGCGCCAUGGCAGCUGAGGCCGAGGCGGCUAGAGAAGCUCGUGCCAAAGUCAUCGCCGCCGAAGGAGAACAAAAGGCAUCCAGAGCUCUUCGAGAAGCUUCUGAGGUCAUCGGUGACAGCCCUGCAGCUUUGCAACUACGGUACUUGCAGACCCUCAACACGAUAUCAGCUGAAAAAAACUCUACGAUUGUAUUCCCCUUGCCAAUCGAUCUUCUUACAUACUUUAUGAAAGCCAAAGAGGAAGUUUAAAUAAAUUA